Molecule: messenger RNA, 3649 nt
Organism: Scatophagus argus
Lineage: Eukaryota; Metazoa; Chordata; Actinopteri; Scatophagidae
Gene: anos1b
Product: anosmin 1b
Exons: 15
Coding region: 202-2346 (714 amino acids)
Biological process (GO): neuron differentiation
Cellular component (GO): cell surface; extracellular region
Molecular function (GO): peptidase inhibitor activity; protein binding
Source: RefSeq, a predicted model, not a curated record
UGUGCCGGUGGUGGGAGGGUCCGCGAGGAGGGCAGAGCCGCUCCGCUCCGCUCAGUGCUCGCGCGCAGACAGGAGCAGCACUCAGAUGUUUUCAUCCCGAAACUGAAAAAGGACGUUGACGAGCCUGACGCGAGGAAGAAAAGCCUGCCGUUAAAUUUGCGUGCGCGUUUAUCUCGUUUCCUGUGAUCUCCUCUCGGUGAGAUGUCAGCUUGUCGAGCCGCUCUGCUGCUCCUGUGCGCGGUGUUGACGGUGAGUCGCGCCCGCAGGAGCUCACCGGAGCAGGAGGAUGUUCAGGAGAAAAUCAACAGCGCCAGAUGCACGUCCAGGUGCCUCACUCUGCACAUGACUCAACUAACCGCUGCCUUCAGGCACCUCCAGAGUGACCAAGUUCUGGUUUGGUGUGAAAACCACAGACGCUGCGCACAGUGCCUUCAGCCAUGCAAGGAUCUGUGGGAAACCAGAAGAGUGCUAUCUCCAAAGUCCUGUGAGAAGCAGACAGAGUGUGUGACAAGCAGGGAGUUUCUGACCUCUCUGAGGUCGUCACGACAGGGCGACUGCCCUCCGCCUCAGCGAGCCACUGGGUUCGCUGCAGCCUGCGUGGAGAGCUGCUCUUCAGACCAGCAUUGUCCCUCCCCCAGGAAAUGUUGCUCCAAUGGCUGUGGACACACUUGCCAAGCCCCAGCCAAUCUAUAUAAAGGUGUUCCUCUGAAGCCUCGCAGAGAGAUGAGCUUCGUGGAGGAUUCAGAGGGUCAUGUGAAGGUGGCUUGGCUGUCAAAGUUCAAUGUCAGCGUGGAGCCCAUCGUUUACAUGCUCCAGUCCCGCUGGAACGUCGGGAUUCACCCCAGUGAAGACCAUGCCUCUCCAUGGACUACUGUUGCCAUGACCCUUUCUGAAGAUGUUCUUCUGUCGGAUUUGAGACCUCAGCGCUGGUACCAGUUCAGGGUAGCAGCCAUCAACAGCCACGGCAGCAGAGGCUUCACCACACCGAGCAAACACUACAUCUCCAGUAAAGACCCCUCACCUCCAGAAUCUCCAGUAAAUGUCAAAGUGAGGAACCAGACUCUAGACUGGAUGGGUUCACAACCAGGCACCCAAUUCACAGAAAGGUCGAGGGGAAGUGGGGUCACAGUGGCAGUCUUAAUAAGCUGGGAGCCCCCCAGAGAGGGAGACCUUCCGGUCCACAACUACAGAGUCACCUGGAUGUCCCGACAUGCACACACAGCGCACAAACACACACACACCUUGCAUGCACACAGUAACAUGCAUACACGUCCUACACACUCACGCAUGCCAGAACAGGUUAAAAAGGAGAGCAACAGCAGAGUGACUCAAGGGACGCAGUGUGAGCUGUGGCUGCAGGGUUUGCUGCCUGCUACUUCCUACUUCCUGUCUGUCCAGGCGGUGGCUUACUGGGGUCAGAAGAGACUGAAAAGUCCAAGAACCCAAACUGUUUUCACCACAAUUACUCAUACAGGCGACGUCUUCUCCAAUGAGCUCCCCUCUUCCUCGUCUUCAUCAUCUCUCCCGUCAUCCCCUUCCCUCUCGUCCUCCUCCCCUUCUUCCUCCUCUGACCUCCCCCACUCUGCGUCUCUGCCUCACCCUGAGUCACCCCUCAACCCUGUCACCCCUGGCCACCUGCGCCUGGAGGUCGCCGCCCCUCAUUACCACGAGGACCAGCUGCAGGUCAAGGUGUUCUGGAAGUGGCCCAAUCACGGCAGACAGAGACACCCCGGUCCUUACAUUUUGCGGUGGCGUCCACAUACGUGCAGUACUAAUGUUACAGGCGCAGAGAGAACAACAACCGUGCAGGGCACCCAUCACACCAUCACGGGCCUGCUGUUUGCCUGUAAGUACCGGGUCACCGUGGCAAUGACGGCUGACCCGGGGUCAGAGGCUGUUGCCUGGGUUACGACCCCAGCAUGCUCCUCCAUCAGGGUCAGAGGAGGCAAAGCGUUACCCUGCAACACUGAGGAGCGCCUCCUGUCAGGCCGGAAGGUGGUACUGCGUCCAGAGCGACUGACAACAGACUUUCAGCAAGUCAACAGCACCCUGCUCAUGACGCUUCGCUGGCGAAUGUCCCAGCAUGCACUGGACCCAGCAGCUGUGGAGGGAUACCAGUUCACCUGGACGCUGCAGUCAGGGGUCACAGCGGCAACAGAAGGGCUAGAAGACACACUUAUCUCCCAGACACAGACAAUCGCACCGUCUCAGCGGUCGGUGUCAGUUCUCGGGCUUCAGGCUGACAGUGUUUACCAGCUGCAGCUCCAGGUGCUAACAGCAGGGGGCAGCAACGGCGCCACAGUCUCCAAGACCAUCCAUACUCCAGCUAUCAGUGCAACACUUUGAUUGUCUUCCGGACCCAAACUCCACAGCUGUCACUGUCUGCUGCACCAGGAUCAUCUUCACCAACAUCCACUUCCUUGCAUGUCUUCCAACAGCAACACGGUUUCAUUGCAAUUCAUGUGCAAAAAACAUGUCCAAAGCUGCAAAAUAAAUAAAGUUAUGUGACUUCUCUUUCAAUUUAGUCACUAUUGAAACAUCAGGAAGGUUGUGAGCUCAGUCUAGUGAGCGAAAAAUAAACAUUAUUAAUCUGAUCAGUCGUUAAUCUGUCAGCUGAUCUGAAGGUUGUGGCCUAUGUCUAUAUUGUUUUGUAAUAAUUGCAAAAAAAAGUAAACAACGCUGUGUACCAUUUCAGCUUAGUCUAUCCUUAAACCGUUUUUUUGGGGGGGUUUUUUCCAUAAAAUUUCAGGAUUUUCCAAUUGAUUCCUCUUGACAUUAGUGCCGCAGCUUUGCAGGACAUGUAUGUGAAAAGUGGGACAUCUUGCAUGGCUGCAUCUGUACAUGUUUGGUCAUUUUUUACCAUCUGACAUCACAGGAGCCAAAUGACACCUGUAAAGAGACUGAUUUUAUGUUGUUUUCCAGGAUGCAAGUAGAGAAAAAUAUAGCACUGACCUUAUGUACAAAUAGAAAUGUAUAGCAAUAGAAUGUCUGUGUUUAUUUCAAUGCACCAUCUGUUGCAUUAUCUUCGGGGUCUGAUUUGGUGUGCUGAAGCGCUGAAGUAAGCUCAAAUAUAUUUUGAUAUUUUGUUCACAUUUAUAUGUUUUGUUAUUUUUUAAUCUGUCUGAAGUUACUUGUUUGGUACAUCUUGGGCUCUGUGCAGAGUUAAUUUGCAUUUUGGUACACUCAUUUCACUAAGCCAUGGUGUGUGACACAGGUAGUACAUUUAUUAUCUGUGGUAGAUUUCUUUGUUUUACAAAAGUCAUGGCAUUACUUCGACAAGAUUGGAAACUACUGGUGUCAAACAGCCAGUAAUUAUAUGUUAAUAUUCUCUCUGUGUAACCUUCUUUGACAUUUUACUGUUGAUAAUUUUGUACUUAAUUUCUUUACUUUUUGACUGUUAGGUUUAUUUAUUGUUUUCCAGUCUUAGUGGUUUUUUUGUAAUUAAAAAUUAUCAAGAUACAGUGUGUGUGUCGUUUUAGAAAUGGUAAUUAGUAAAUUAUUAAUUGAUAAUAACAGGGAUAAUAUCAUAAUACUAGUUUGUAUUAUAUUUUAAAUCAGAAUUGCCUUCGCUUUUUGUAUAGUCUACGUUCCUUUGUUUGCUAUGGCAACACAUCGAUUUACAUGUGACGCCAAUAAAAGCUAACUGAAA